AUGGCCCGUCUCGCCCACGCCUUCUGGAGCCUUUGCGUCACCGCCAUCCUCGUCACCUCAGCCACACAAGGUCUGAGCCGCGCCGGGCUGCCCUUUGGCCUGGUGCGGCGGGAACUGGCCUGCGAGGGCUACCCCAUCGAGCUGCGCUGCCCAGGCAGCGACGUCAUCAUGGUGGAGAACGCCAACUACGGGCGCACGGACGACAAGAUCUGUGACGCCGACCCCUUCCAGAUGGAGAACGUGCAGUGCUACCUCCCUGACGCCUUCAAGAUCAUGUCCCAGAGGUGCAAUAACCGGACGCAGUGCGUGGUGGUGGCUGGAUCGGACGCCUUCCCGGACCCCUGCCCUGGAACCUACAAGUACCUGGAGGUCCAGUAUGACUGUGUCCCAUACAAAGUGGAACAAAAAGUAUUCGUUUGCCCGGGGACCCUACAGAAGGUGCUGGAGGCCACGUCCACCCACGAAUCAGAGCAUCAGUCGGGCGCCUGGUGCAAAGACCCACUGCAAGCCGGCGACCGGAUCUACGUCAUGCCGUGGAUUCCUUACCGGACGGACACGCUGACAGAGUACGCCUCGUGGGAGGACUACGUGGGCGCCCGCCACACCACCACCUACCGGCUGCCCAACCGCGUGGACGGCACGGGCUUCGUGGUGUACGACGGGGCCGUCUUCUACAACAAGGAGCGGACCCGGAACAUCAUCAAGUACGACCUGCGGACCCGCAUCAAGAGCGGCGAGACGGUGAUCAACACGGCCAACUACCAUGACACCUCACCCUACCGCUGGGGGGGCAAGACCGACAUCGACCUGGCCGUGGACGAGAACGGGCUGUGGGUCAUCUACGCCACCGAGGGCAACAACGGGCGGCUGGUGGUGAGCCAGCUCAACCCCUACACCCUGCGCUUCGAGGGUACCUGGGAGACGGGCUAUGACAAGCGCUCGGCCUCCAACGCCUUCAUGGUGUGCGGGGUGCUGUACGUGGUGCGCUCCGUCUACGUGGACGACGACAGCGAGGCCGCCGGCAACCGCGUGGACUACGCCUUCAACACCAACCUCAACCGGGAGGAGCCCGUCUCGCUGGCCUUCCCCAACCCCUACCAGUACGUCUCCUCCGUGGACUACAACCCCCGCGACAACCAGCUCUACGUCUGGAACAACUACUUCGUGGUGCGCUACGCCCUGGAGUUCGGGCCCCCCGACCCCAGCACGGGCCCUGUCACCUCCACGCCGCUCAGCACCACCACCACUGUGCGGCCCACCACGGUCACCACCACGGCCUCGCCCGCCGCCACCACCACGGUGCGCAGGGCCCCCCUCACCACCCACCCCAUCGGCGCCAUCAACCAGAAGGGCACGGAGCUGCACCCCAUCACGGCCGCUGCCCCCAGCACCCGCAAGCCCCCCUCCUCCAACCAGCACGUCUCCCCCGAGCUCUUCUGCGAGCCCAAGGAGGUCAGACGGGUCCAGUGGCCGGCCACGCAGCAGGGCAUGCUGGUGGAGCGGCCCUGCCCCAAGGGCACCAGAGGAAUUGCCUCCUUCCAGUGCCUGCCGGCCCUGGGGAUCUGGAACCCGCGCGGCCCCGACCUCAGCAACUGCACCAGCCCCUGGGUCAACCAGGUGGCACAGAAGAUCAAGAGCGGGGAGAAUGCGGCCAACAUUGCCAGCGAGCUGGCACGGCACACGCGGGGACCCAUCUACGCCGGCGACGUCAGCUCCUCCGUCAAGCUGAUGGAGCAGCUGCUGGACAUCCUGGACGCCCAGCUGCAGGCGCUGCGCCCCAUCGAGAGGGAGUCGGCUGGCAAGAACUACAACAAGAUGCACAAGCGAGAGCGGACCUGUAAAGACUACAUCAAGGCUGUGGUGGAGACCGUGGACAAUCUGCUGCGGCCCGAGGCGCUGGAGUCGUGGAAGGACAUGAACGCCACGGAGCAGGUGCACACGGCCACCAUGCUGCUGGACAUCCUGGAGGAGGGCGCCUUCCUGCUGGCCGACAACGUCAAGGAGCCCGCGCGCUUCGUCACCACCCGGCAGAACGUGGUGCUGGAGGUGACAGUGCUGAACACGGAGGGGCAGGUGCAGGAGCUGGUCUUCCCGCAGGAGUACGCCAGCGAGAACUCCAUCCAGCUCUCGGCCAAAACCAUCAAGCAGAACAGCCGCAAUGGGGUGGUCAAGGUGGUCUUCAUCCUCUACAACAACCUGGGCUUCUUCCUCUCCACCGAGAACGCCACAGUCAAGAUGAGCGGGGAGGCGGGCGCCCCCAGCCCUGCCCUGGUCGUCAACUCGCAGGUCAUCGCCGCCUCCAUCAACAAGGAGUCCAGCCGCGUCUUCCUCAUGGACCCCGUCAUCUUCACCCUCUCCCACCUGGAGGCGAAGAACCACUUCAACGCCAACUGCUCCUUCUGGAACUACUCGGAGCGCUCCAUGAUGGGCUACUGGUCAACGCAGGGCUGCCGCCUGGUGGAGACCAACAAGACGCACACGACUUGCGCCUGCAGCCACCUCACCAACUUCGCCGUGCUCAUGGCGCACCGCGAGAUCUACCAGGGCCGUAUCAACGAGCUGCUGCUGUCGGUGAUCACCUGGGUGGGCAUCGUCAUCUCGCUGGUGUGCCUGGCCAUCUGCAUCUCCACCUUCUGCUUCCUGCGCGGGCUGCAGACUGACCGCAACACCAUCCACAAGAACCUCUGCAUCAGCCUCUUCCUCGCCGAGCUCCUCUUCCUCAUCGGCAUUGACAAGACGCAGUAUGAGAUCGCCUGCCCCAUCUUCGCGGGGCUGCUGCAUUACUUUUUCCUGGCAGCCUUCUCCUGGAUGUGCCUGGAGGGCGUGCACCUCUACCUCAUGCUGGUGGAGGUCUUCGAGAGCGAGUACUCCCGCAAGAAGUACUACUACCUGGGCGGCUACUGCUUCCCGGCCCUCGUGGUGGGCAUCGCCGCCGCCAUUGACUACCGCAGCUACGGCACCGACAAGGCCUGCUGGCUCCGAGUGGACAAUUACUUCAUCUGGAGCUUCAUUGGCCCGGUCUCCUUCAUCAUCGUGGUCAACCUGCUCUUCCUCAUGAUCACGCUGCACAAGAUGAGCCGCAGCACGGCCGUGCUCAAGCCCGACUCCAGCCGCCUGGACAACAUCAAGUCCUGGGCGCUGGGCGCCAUCGCUCUCCUCUUCCUCUUGGGACUCACCUGGGCCUUCGGCCUCCUCUUCAUCAACAAGGAGUCCAUCGUCAUGGCCUAUCUCUUCACCACCUUCAACGCCUUCCAGGGCAUGUUCAUCUUCGUCUUCCACUGUGCCCUGCAGAAGAAGGUGCACAGGGAGUUCAGUAAAUGCCUGCGUCACGCAUCCUGCUGUCUGCGCAGCCCCCCGGGGGCCACACUCGGCUCCCUCAAGACUUCAGCCAUUCGGAGCAACAACCGCUACUACACGGGCACGCAGAGUCGGAUCCGGAGAAUGUGGAACGACACCGUCCGGAAACAGACGGAGUCGAGCUUCAUGGCGGGGGAUAUCAACAGCACCCCCACCCUGAACCGAGGGACCAUGGGGAACCACCUGCUGACCAACCCGGUGCUGCAGACCCGGGGCGGCACCAGCCCCUACAACACCCUCAUCGCCGAGUCCGUGGGCUUCAACCCCUCCUCGCCCCCCGUCUUCAACUCCCCAGGGAGCUUCCGAGAGUCCAAGCACCCCCUGAACAACAGCCGGGACGCCUGCGGCAUGGACACCCUGCCCCUCAACGGCAACUUCAACAACAGCUACUCCCUCCGCAGUGCUGACUUCCCGGCCGAGGGCGCCAAGAUGGCCGACUGCCGGCGCAACCUCAGCGACGCCGCCGCCUUCGAGAAGAUGAUCAUCUCGGAGCUGGUGCACAACAACCUGCGCGGGGGCACCGGCAGCAUGGCCAAGGGGGCACCCCCUCCGGGGGGGGCCGGCCCGGCCGAGCCCAGCAACCCCUCCGGCCCGCCCGCCCCCCCCAGCGGCGGCGGGCCCGGCGAGGAGGAGGCGGCGGCGCCCGAGGGCCCAGCCCUGAGCCAGGAGGAGAACCUGGAGAUCGAACUCAUGUACAAGGCCCUGGAGGAGCCGCUGCUGCUGCAACGGGCUCAGUCGAUCCUCUACCAGAGCGACCUGGAGGAGUCCGAGAGCUGCACGGCCGACCUGACCGAGGGCGGAGACGGCCAGGCCCCCUCCCCCAACAGGGACUCCUUGUACACCAGUAUGACCAACCUGAGAGACUCCCCUUACCCGGACAGCAGCCCCGAGGCGGUGGGGGAAAUCCUCCCCCACACCCAAGCCAUCAACGAAAUCUACUACACCAACCGGCCCGCCCUGGUGCCCCGCAGCCAGCUCCAAGCCUACUACCAGGUCCGGAGACCGAGCACUGACGGCUACUUGGUUCAAGCCGGCUUAGAGGGCCCAGUGCCGGAGGGAGACGGUCAAAUGCAGCUGGUCACCAGUCUCUGA
Molecule: messenger RNA, 4449 nt
Organism: Emys orbicularis (European pond turtle)
Lineage: Eukaryota; Metazoa; Chordata; Testudines; Emydidae
Gene: ADGRL1
Product: adhesion G protein-coupled receptor L1
Exons: 23
Coding region: 1-4449 (1482 amino acids)
Biological process (GO): heterophilic cell-cell adhesion; adenylate cyclase-activating G protein-coupled receptor signaling pathway; cell surface receptor signaling pathway
Cellular component (GO): plasma membrane; axon; presynaptic membrane
Molecular function (GO): carbohydrate binding; G protein-coupled receptor activity; latrotoxin receptor activity
Source: RefSeq, a predicted model, not a curated record